This is a messenger RNA of Gavia stellata (red-throated loon), 1992 nucleotides long. Its product is annotated as PML nuclear body scaffold. The record is from RefSeq and is a predicted model, not a curated record. NCBI's taxonomy places the organism in Eukaryota, Metazoa, Chordata, Aves, Gaviiformes, Gaviidae. Gene Ontology annotation, cellular component: nucleoplasm; chromatin; PML body. Gene Ontology annotation, biological process: positive regulation of DNA-templated transcription; PML body organization; intrinsic apoptotic signaling pathway in response to DNA damage. Gene Ontology annotation, molecular function: ubiquitin-protein transferase activity; zinc ion binding.
CCCGCCAUGGCCGGCUCUGGCAGCCGGCUCCUAGAAGAUGACUUCCAGUUCGUCCUCUGCGAGGGCUGCCGGCAGGAAUCGCCCAACCUCAAGCUCCUCACCUGCCUCCACACCUUGUGCCUCGAUUGCUUGAGCGAGGACAAGCCCAUUGGGCAGUGCCCCGUGUGCCAGACGGCCAUCCCACAGGCCAGCGGCAUCUCCGACAUGGACAACCUGCUCUUCACCAACCUGCAGGCCAGGCUCAAGUUCUACAAGAAGAUCGUUGAUGGAGUUGACUUGUUCUGCAACAACUGUGAGAAAACCGGUGAGUUCUGGUGCUCCGACUGCGAGGAGUUCCUCUGCACCAAGUGCUUCGAGGCCCACCAGCACUACCUGAAGAGGGAGAGCCACCAAGCCAAGAGGGUGAUGGACAUCAGGGCAGGGUCUGCUAAGGAAUUCCUCAAGAGCACCAGGAGGACCAGUAACUUGUCCUGCUCCAACCCGACCCACAAAAGCCAGACUGUAAGCAUCUACUGCAAGAAGUGCCAGAAGCCGCUCUGCUGCUCGUGCGCGCUGCUGGACAGCCAGCAUGCCCCCUUCUGCGACAUCCGCAGCGAGGCGCAGCGCAGGCAGGAGGAGCUGGGCACCAUGAGCCAGGAGCUGAAGGAGAAGAGAAGCGGCUUCGAGGCCACCUACGCGGCGCUGCAGGAGGAGGCCGCCCGGCUGGAGCGGGCGCAGCGGGAGAUGCGGGAGCUGAUCCGGCAGCGCGUGGAGCAGCUGGUGCGGCUGAUCCGGCGGGAGGAAGAGGAGCUGCUGGGGCUGGUGGAGGAGCGGCAGGAGCAGGGCCGGCGGGAGCUGGCGAGGGAGCUGCAGCGCGUGGAGGGAGUGCUGCGGCGGAUGGAGGCGGGCGAGCGGCUGGUGGAGAAGAUGAGCCUCUACGCCACGGAGCAGGAGGUGAUGGACAUGCAGCCCUUCAUCAAGGACUCGCUGGAGAAGCUGCAGCGGCUGCAGCCGGUGGUGGCCGGGGACCGAGCGCAGCCCGGGGACUUGGCCGAGUGCCGAGCCAGGCUGCAGGCGCUGGUGGAGCGCGUCACGGGGCGCCCAGAAGCCACCCCAGCUCCAGCCACAGAAAACUCCCACUAGGUGAUGAAGGUUGAAGACAAUGACGAUGGGUGGAACCAGAGAGUGCCACAGCAGCCAAGCUGCUCGGAUCAGCCUGGGACCGACUGUUUGGUGUCCCCCAUGACUCUCGCCAAGGAGGACAGCCUGCUGGAAGAACAGAAUGAAAGCAUUCAGAUGAUGGUGGUAGAUGGAAAGAAAAUAUUCCCAGUCCUGAAUCCAGUGAAAUAUUUGUUCAGCUUGAUGGCCAAAAAUAGUGUCUACGACAUCAGUCUGAGGAAUCUGCUGUGCCACCUCAACACUGUCCACAGGCCCAUCCUGGGUGGCUUUGGUCUCUGGUCACUUCCCUUUCCCACCCUCUUGAAAGCGUUGACGGUCAUGAACGAGAAAGAGGAGUUCAGCUCUGUCGUGUGUGGUUUCCUGGACAUUUUGCCCCUGAUUAAGGAGAAGGUCCCCAAGAGGGAUAACUAGAAGCUGAAGAACUUGGCCAGUGCUUGCCUCCGGUGGCACUUUGGUGACUGUGGCACCAUGGAGAACGCCAGCUUCGUGAAGUACCUGUGUGAGGUCCUGGACGUCGGCCUGGCGAAGAAAGCCAGGCUGAUCCUCAGUCAAGCCAGCCUGGACUCCUUCAUCUCCCUCCAGCCCUUGCUGGCCAAGAAGCUCCUCACCAAGCCAUCAGCCCAAACAUUGGCCACCCACAACAUUGGCCUCUCUGAGCUCCGGUACUGCUACCAGCACAACCCCAAGAAGGGGCUCCAGAAAGCGUGCCGUCUCAUCAAUGCUCGUCGGCACAGCUCCGAAAAGAAAGACCGAAACCUGAGCAAGGUCAUGGUCUUCCAGCGUGAGGAGCAGUCAGCUGAAAUCCAGAAGACACCGGCAGCCAAAGAUUUCUGA